AUGAACGGCCCUUCGAGUCCCAGGCCCGCGCGGCCCAUGAGCAUCAAGGAGAUUACUCUAGCAGCAGAGGAUUUCGACUUUAGGACUACAAUUCCCUUCAAGUACUGGGCGCGAUCUGCAGACACAUUGUUCCAAGAGGCAACCUUUGCGCUUCAAGAUCGCGACAUACGAAAAGCAUACCAAAUGCUAUGGCGACACUCAAUACUAGUCCUUACCCAUUUGAAAACACAUCCCGAUGCCAAGUUACCCGAAAAUAAGGCGCUCACAAAGCCGUUGUUCGACCGCCAGAAUAAGGAGGUAUUCGGGCUAUUGGAGGAAUUGAAGCCGCAAAUCGACCGCGAUUACAAGGAAUGGCAGUCGAUGAGUGCGUCAAAACAGAGAGAAGAUGACGAAUUUACCACCAGACCCACAAGCUACAACGAGUUUGCUGCCCGAGACCCGACCUUAUCCGGAAACGCCAAGAUCCUCGAUGCCGCCGAUAACCAGGAACUUGCAGUCUCUUUGGCGCAACGAGACUACAAAAGGCGAGAUGCUGCAAGGAGAGCGACGCGACAGGCUGGCGUUAGCGCCGAGGAAGAGCAGGAGCGCAGGAAGGGUGGCCGCUGGGAGGAUUGGGAGCAGUUCAGCAGCCCAGCGACGGCCGCGUCAGAGGAGGAAGAUAUAAGGAGACAGAUCGAAGCAACUCGGCGCCGGCUCGACGGAACCGACGGGGGAAGAGACGAAGAUACCUUUAACACCUCGCAAGCUUCAAAUUAUCAAGGCCAGGUGCCACCGCCGAGAGCUCCUCCCAGCUACUCAUACAACUACCCGUCUAUAUCACGACCAAGGGCGCUGGAAUGGGAGGCAUCGCCGUUGGAACCGCAGCGCACCUACACGCCGCCACCGCCUCAGCCACCGAAACCGCCAAAGGAGGACUUUACGAUGAUGCGCCAGGAGCUCGAUGCGGCACCUCCUAUGAGGCCGAGCAAGGAGCCAUUAACGUCCUAUAGGCCGCCGUCAACAGCCAACGCGCUGCAAGGAGGCGUCCCCGAGUUGCCAGCCAAGGAGGAGGUGAUGCCACCGGCAGCAAAGGAGCGGCUCGCCUUCAAGCCGGCAGCGUACCUGGAGAAUGGUGACCCUAUCCGACCCGUGUUCCUCCCAACACAGCUUAGGGAUACCUUCCUCAAUAUUGCAUCUGAGAACACCCGCAGAGGCCUCGAAAUGUGCGGUAUACUUUGUGGACGACCCGUUAACAACGCGCUGUUCAUCAGCUGCCUUCUUAUCCCUGAACAAAAGUGCACACCGGAUACGUGCGAGACGGAAAACGAAUCAUCAAUGCUGGAUUACUGUAUCAACGAGGAUCUUUUGGUUGUGGGCUGGAUUCAUACGCAUCCUACGCAGACGUGCUUCAUGAGCUCGCGAGACCUACACACGCAGGCUGGGUACCAGGUCAUGAUGCCAGAGAGUAUCGCCAUUGUGUGUUCUCCAAGGCAUUCUCCAUCGUAUGGCAUCUUCCGCCUCACAAACCCGCCAGGACUCCCUCACAUCCUGCAGUGCACGGCGUCGGAAACUUUUCACCAGCACUCCAUCGAUAACCUGUACACUGGGGCGAAGAAUCCGCCCGGUCAUGUUUACCACUCGGAGAAGCUCGACUUUUAUGUGAAGGACUUGCGUCCGAAGAGGUAA
Molecule: messenger RNA, 1665 nt
Organism: Colletotrichum fioriniae
Lineage: Eukaryota; Fungi; Ascomycota; Sordariomycetes; Glomerellales; Glomerellaceae
Biological process (GO): protein K63-linked deubiquitination
Cellular component (GO): membrane; endosome
Molecular function (GO): K63-linked deubiquitinase activity; protein binding; metal-dependent deubiquitinase activity
Source: RefSeq, a predicted model, not a curated record